AUGCCUAUUAUACAUGUGCGAAUAAGUUACAACUCUGUAACUUUAAAAGAUUGGGAAGGUUUACCAGUUGAAAAAGAGAAAAAGUUAAAAGAUUUUUUUAAUGAUAUAUCAAUUUCAUAUUUAUCAUCUAAUUUCUGGGGAGCAGAUUUUGAAGUAAAAUUUAGCUCAUUGAUAACAUUAGCUAGGGAAAAAGUUUCGCCAAACUGUAUUGCUUGGGGAGCUGUGUCAAUAUGGAAUUUUAUGCAAAUUUUUAUCUGUCCUAUUGAAAUUCCAUAUUAUUCAAGUGGAUUAUUUAAAGAAGCACGUUGUUUUAACCGUGAGGUAGAAUGUGAAGAAGAAAAUAAUUAUGGAGAGUAUUUUCCAUAUUGUGAAGAUUGUAGUGCGUCAGUUGAAAAUAAAAAAAGAAGGAGUAAAGAAAAUAAAUUUGUACAAGUCAAGUAG
Molecule: messenger RNA, 441 nt
Organism: Rhizophagus irregularis DAOM 181602=DAOM 197198
Lineage: Eukaryota; Fungi; Glomeromycota; Glomeromycetes; Glomerales; Glomeraceae
Source: RefSeq, a predicted model, not a curated record